This is a messenger RNA of Glycine soja, 1863 nucleotides long. Its product is annotated as hydroquinone glucosyltransferase-like. The record is from RefSeq and is a predicted model, not a curated record. The coding region runs from base 57 to 1667 and encodes 536 amino acids. The transcript has a single exon. Lineage: Eukaryota; Viridiplantae; Streptophyta; Magnoliopsida; Fabales; Fabaceae. Gene Ontology annotation, molecular function: UDP-glycosyltransferase activity.
UUAGAUUUCUUGUCUCUACAAUAUUCAGAUCCAAGUUGUGUGCUUCAACACCAACCAUGGAGAAGAAAACAUGCAUAGCCAUGGUUCCAUGCCCUGGCUUAAGCCACUUGAUCCCACUAGUUGAAUUUGCCAAGACAUUAGUUCAUCAACACCAACACUUCCAUGUCAAAUUCAUCAUUCCCACACUUGGUCCUCCCACACCUUCCACCAAAGCCAUCUUAAACUCUCUCCCAUCAAACAUAAACUUCACCAUUCUCCCCCAAGUCAACCUCCAAGACCUCCCUCCCAACAUCCACAUUGCAACACAAAUGAAACUCACGGUCAAACAUUCCCUCCCUUUUCUCCACCAAGCCUUAACCUCCCUAAAUUCUUGCACACACCUUGUGGCUUUUGUUUGUGACCUUUUCUCAAGCGACGCACUCCAAAUAGCCAAGGAUUUCAACCUCAUGACCUACUUCUUCUCUGCCUCGGGUGCCACUUCACUCUCGUUUUGUCUCACUUUGCCCCAACUUGACAAGAGUAUCACCUCCGAGUUCAUCAUAGACGCCACAAAAAGGGUUAGUUUCCCAGGGUGUGGCGUGCCCUUCCAUGUCAAAGAUCUUCCUGACCCAGUUGUCCUUUGUGGAAGAUCAAGUGAAACAUACAAGGCAUUUCUUCGCGUGUGUCAAAGACUCUCUUUGGUCGAUGGUGUCAUCAUCAACACCUUCGCGGAUUUGGAAGAAGAUGCCCUAAGAGCUAUGGAAGAGAAUGGACGAGAAUUGGAUCUAACAGAAGAGAUUAGUUUUUCACAACAUAUACAUAAUGGUUUACAGUCCGAAUCUCUGUCAAAAGAAAUGUCUAUAUUUAAUACUCCACCGUCCAUCAAACAAAAUGAUCAUGAAAAAACGAUAGAUAUUGAAGAAAGGGAGAAAGCACAAGCAAAAGCAAAUAGCCCUUGUGUUUACUAUUACCCCGUUGGACCAAUAAUUCAAAGCGAGUCAAGGAGUAAGCAAAAUGAAUCAAAGUGUAUUGCGUGGCUAGAAAAUCAGCCUCCAAAGGCGGUCUUGUUUGUCUCUUUCGGAAGUGGUGGGACCCUUUCACUUGACCAACUCAACGAGAUAGCCUUUGGCUUGGAGCUAAGUGGCCACAAGUUUUUGUGGGUUGUGAGGGUUCCAAAUGACGUUUCUUGCUCCGCUUAUUUUGUGAGACAAAAAGAUGACCCAUUAGGGUACAUGCCAUGCGGUUUCUUAGAGAGGGUUAAAGCCAAAGGACAAGGGUUGGUGGUUCCUUCUUGGGCCCCACAAGUUGAAGUGCUUAGACACGAAUCCACGGGGGGGUUUUUGACACAUUGUGGUUGGAGUUCGGUUUUGGAGGGUGUGGUACAUGGUGUGCCAAUGAUUGCGUGGCCUUUAUAUGCCGAGCAAAGGAUGAACGCCACAACCAUAAGUGAUUUGCUCAAAGUGGCUGUCAGGCCUAAGGUUGAUUGUGAAAGUGGCAUAGUGAAAAGAGAAGAAGUUGCAAGAGUGAUCAAGGUGGUGAUGAAAGGGGAUGAUGAGAGCUUGCAAAUGCGCAAAAGAAUCGAAGGCUUUAGUGUUGCUGCUGCUAAUGCGAUUAGUGAACAUGGUUCAUCUACUAUGGCACUCUCUAGUCUAGCAUUCAAGUGGCAAAGUUGUAGUAGGAAAUCCUAAUUAUUGUAAUUACAAAGUCUUAUAUCAAGGAUUAUAAAAUGAGAGUUUCUAUUAAAAUGUAGUAUUUAAUGCAUAUUUUAAUGUAUUUUAGUAAUUUUUUAGAAAAAAAAACAUUAGUUAGUUAUUUUCUUUAGCGAGAGUGUGGUUAAUAAGCUUUUGAGAGUUUAGCAAGAUUUGACAUUAUAUUUAAGAUUUU